Messenger RNA from Musa acuminata subsp. malaccensis (wild Malaysian banana), 1965 nucleotides. Lineage: Eukaryota; Viridiplantae; Streptophyta; Magnoliopsida; Zingiberales; Musaceae. The record is from RefSeq and is a predicted model, not a curated record.
AUGUCUCUCAGCAAACAUGCCCUCUCCCUCGUCCUCUACCUCUGUGCUUCCUUCCUCCGCUCCGGCUUGCAUGUCGACGGCUCUGAGGAGCCGAAGGCUUACAUUGUUCACGUCAAGGGCCCCGAGAAGGUGGACUUCGAUGUCGCAGAACAGUGGAGCGAUUGGUACUCCUCUCUCUUGGAGAGUGCAGCUACACCAUUAGGACUGGCGUCUGAAGAAGGUGACCCGCGCUCGCGCCUUAUCUACUCCUACCGCAACGUCAUGACGGGCUUCGCUGCGCGGCUCACCCCGAGGGAGGUGGAGGCAAUCUCGACGAUGGACUGGUUUCUGCACGCCUACCCCAGCCGUGUUUACCGCCUUAAGACAACACACACACCCGAGUUCCUGGGACUGAGGCUCCGGAGCCACGGCGUGUGGAACGAGAGCAACAUGGGCGAAGGGAUCAUCAUCGGCCUCCUCGACACCGGCGUCACCCCCGGCCAUCCUUCCUACGACGACCACGGCAUGCCGCCGCCGCCGGCCAAGUGGAAGGGGCGCUGCGACUUGAAGGCGUCGGCUUGCAACAACAAGCUCAUCGGUGCAAGGUCUUUCAUCAAUCACGACGGACGCGACCGUCGGUCGACUGGCACGCCCGUCGACGAAGAAGGUCACGGCACGCACACGUCGAGCACCGCCGCCGGGGCGUUCGUGAAGCAUGCCAACGUCAACGGGUUCGCCCCGGGAGUCGCUGCCGGGAUGGCUCCCCGUGCUCACAUCGCUGCCUACAAGGUGUGCGACGAAAUCGCAUGUAUGGGUCACGACAUGUUGGCCGCCAUGGACGCCGCGGUGGACGAUGGGGUCGACGUGCUCUCCUUCUCGAUCAGCGCCGACCCAAUUCCCUUCCACUCGGACCCGAUCGCGCAGGGUACCUUCAACGCUAUCGGCAAAGGUGUCUUCAUCAGCUGCUCCGCCGGCAACGAGGGGCCCGAUCCUGGCUCCGUGAAUAACGAUGCGCCGUGGGUACUUACGGUGGGAGCGAGCACCACAGACCGCCUCUUCUUGGCCUCCGUGAAGCUCGGCAACGGACGAAAGCUCUAUGGGGAAUCACUGCACCGGCCGCGUUCCUUCAACCCCAAAAUGCUACCUCUCGUUUACCCCGGCUUCGUCACGGCUAAAGAUGGCGCCUACAUGUGCAUCAAUGGCACCUUAGAUGGUGUGGACGUCCGCGGAAAGAUGGUGUUGUGCCAGCUUGGCGUCAUUGACAGUGUGCAAAUGAGUGAAGUCGUCAAGAAAGCCGGCGGUGCCGGGAUGAUCGUCAUGAACUAUCCGGUAGACGGGUACACGAUCAUAGCCGACGACCAUGUGCUCCCGACAUCCGUGGUUCCAUACGCUUACGGACUCGAGAUCCAGGCCUACAUCAACUCCACCUCUACCCCGAUCGCGAACAUCAUCUACCACGGAGGGCCGAUCCUCGACGAGCUGCACCACCCGGCCGACCUCUUCGCCGUAGGCGCGGGUCACGUGAAUCCACGGCAGGCCAUCGAUCCAGGUCUCGUCUACGACCUCACACAGGAAGACUACGUUCCGUAUCUUUGUGGCCUCCGCUACAAUGACUCAGCUGUUAGCGCCCUAGCUCGCAAACCCGUGCGCUGCUCGUCUCUUAAGAGCAUCUCCCAAGGAGAGCUGAACUACCCUUCCAUAUCGGUCAAGCUGCGGGCGAACAGUUCGAAGUCGGUCAGCUACACGCGGACGGUGACCAAUGUGGGGAAGCCGACGUCGAUUUACGCGGUGAAGGUCGACAUGCCGAAGGGGGUGUCGGCGAGGGUUACGCCAACCACGCUGUCGUUCAAGAAGGUGAACCAGAAGAAAAGCUUCAGCAUCAGCUUCAGGAGAAGCGGAGGUCGAUCGGGCAGAGUCAGUGGGCAACUGAGGUGGGUGUCGAGGAAGCACGUGGUUAGAAGCCCAAUCUCCAUCGUCUUGAAGUAA